This is a messenger RNA of Parasteatoda tepidariorum (common house spider), 581 nucleotides long. RefSeq lists its product as uncharacterized. NCBI's taxonomy places the organism in Eukaryota, Metazoa, Arthropoda, Arachnida, Araneae, Theridiidae. The record is from RefSeq and is a predicted model, not a curated record.
CUUCCUACUAACAUAGUGACUUUUGUGGAGUGUUACAGUAUAACGAGGUUUAAAUAAUGAACACCUACCGUUUAUUUGGUUUGUUUCUGUUUUUGGUGGGAUAUGCUUACGCAAUAUGCGCGGCUGGAGAAUAUCUUGUUACUAUGGAGAAAAAAGAAUUUCUGGAAAUUGUCGAAUGUGUUUCUAAAAGCAAGGAUCCAUUGCUUUGUAGUAAAUUUGCUGCUUGUGAACGAUUAAUGUCCCCAAGAGUACUAUUUUCUUUAGAUGAAUGUAAACGUGAAGUAGUUCCGGAGGGAAUUAAAAGAUGCACUCCUUAUUCAAUUCUUUUUGAGAAGCCAGAAACACCCGAAAAAAUAUUUGACUGUGUUGUUGAAAAAGUUGAAAAGCUUACUUUCCCAGAAAAGAAAAUCAUGUUAAAUUUUGAGGAAUGUGCUAAACUUCUGUUUGAAGAAACCUGCAAGAAGAAAAGUUAAGAAAAAGUCUCAAUCCUAAUCCGCAGCUAUUUAUUAUCCUUUCCAAUAAUAUAUGCAUAAAAUAGCAAAAUAUUUUGCAAAAGAAAUCUCAGAGUAUUGAUUGUAUUU